Molecule: messenger RNA, 3027 nt
Organism: Uranotaenia lowii
Lineage: Eukaryota; Metazoa; Arthropoda; Insecta; Diptera; Culicidae
Gene: Rpn1
Product: 26S proteasome non-ATPase regulatory subunit 2
Exons: 4
Coding region: 144-2849 (901 amino acids)
Biological process (GO): regulation of protein catabolic process; proteasome-mediated ubiquitin-dependent protein catabolic process
Cellular component (GO): proteasome regulatory particle, base subcomplex; nucleus; proteasome complex
Molecular function (GO): enzyme regulator activity
Source: RefSeq, a predicted model, not a curated record
ACGGGAUCCAUAUCUGUUUUCACAACUCAUCAUCGUCGCCGUCUGUAGUUUGGCCGCGGAGCGUAAUAUCAGACUUUUCCUGUUAAAAUCCAGUAAAUUCGUUUCAUUGGACCGCUCACCACUUUAUUGAAACCAUAACGAAAAUGUCUACCGCCGCGGAAAAGAUUGAAGAAACUCCAGUCAAGGGUAAAACCAAAGAAAAGGAGGAGGAAAAGGCUGAGCUGAGUGAUGAAGAUAAACAGCUGCAGGAUGAGUUGAACAUGUUGGUAGAAAGGCUGCAGGAACCAGCAGCCGAUUUGUACCUUCCGGCGCUGGAGACGAUGGCCAAGUUAAUCAAGGCUUCGACAACUUCCAUGACGUCGGUUCCCAAGCCGCUGAAGUUCAUGCGGCAGCAUUUCGAUACCAUGAAGGAAAUUCAUAAAAAUAUGACUGCCUCGGUCAAGGAUAAGGUUACGGUGAAGCUGUGCGCCGAGAUCAUCUCCGUGCUGGCCAUGACCAUGGGAACGGGCAAGGAAUGCCUGGUCUAUCGUUUGCUCUGUGACGAUAGCAAUGAAAGUAUCGGCGAUUGGGGUCACGAGUAUGUUCGUCAUUUGAGCGGAGAGAUUGCCUCCAAUUGGCCGGAAACCACCGAAGAUUUCCGAAAACGUUUGAUUCACCUAAUCCAUCAAAUAAUUCCUUACAACAUGGCCCACAACGCUGAAGCUGAGGCCUGCGAUUUGUUGAUGGAAAUUGAGCGAUUGGAUUUGCUGGAGGCUUACGUCGAUGAAAGUGCUUACCCGAGGGUGUGUCUGUACUUGCAGAGUUGCGUUCCAUAUGUUCCAGAACCGGAAAAUAUCAGCCUGCUGAAGUGUGCACUGAAUUUGUCUAGGAAAUUCAACAUACAUACCCAAGCCAUGCGAUUGGCUUUGAUGAUCAAUGACAUGCAGCUGAUUCAAGAUAUUUUUACGUCUUGCAAUGAUUUGGCCAUCCAAAAGCAGUUGGCAUUUAUGCUGGGAAGACAGCAAAUCUUCUUGGAACUGCCCGAGGGCUCCAAUGAUUAUGACGAUCUUGUCGAAAUUAUGUCCAACUCUCAUCUAAAUAAUCAUUUCUUGAAUUUGGCUCGUGAGUUGGAUAUCAUGGAACCGAAAACCCCGGAGGAUGUGUACAAGUCUCACCUGGACAAUUCCCGUACUUCAUUUGGUUCGUCGCAAAUCGAUUCGGCGCGUCAAAAUUUGGCCGCAAGCUUCGUUAACGGAUUUGUUAACGCUGGCUUUGGUCAGGACAAACUUUUGAUGGAGGAUGGCAACAAAUGGCUGUAUAAGAAUAAGGAACAUGGAAUGCUGAGUGCCACCGCAUCGCUUGGUCUGAUCCUUCUGUGGGAUGUUGAUGGUGGUCUUACGCCCAUUGAUAAAUAUCUUUACUCAAACGAAGAUUACAUCAAAUCCGGUGCCCUGUUAGCCUGUGGUAUCGUCAAUUGUGGAGUUCGCAAUGAAGUUGAUCCGGCAUUGGCUUUGCUUUCGGAUUAUGUUCUUCAUCAAAACAGUACCAUGCGUCUUGGAGCUAUUCUUGGUCUAGGAUUAGCGUACGCUGGCUCCAACAGAUCUGUGGUGUUGGAGCUUAUUGGUUCUGUGUUUAGCUCCGAUCGUCGUACCGGUUCUACGAUGGAAGUCAUGGGCAUUGCAGCUCUCUCCCUGGGCAUGAUUGCGGUUGGUUCCUGUAACAGCGAAGUCACCGAAGUCCUUUUGCAAACUAUUAUGGAUCGUUCGGAACUGGAACUCAAGGACACUUAUGCUCGUUUUCUUCCAUUGGGUCUUGGGCUGGUCUACUUAGGCCGCCAGGAAGCAGCCGAAGCUGUAAUCGCUGCCCUGGAAAUCAUUCAAGAACCGUUCCGUUCAAUGGCCACAACAAUGGUUGAAAUUUGUGCUUACGCUGGCACUGGAAAUGUUCUUAAAAUCCAACAACUGCUUCAUCUUUGUUCCGAGCACUACGAACCUGCUUCCUCGGAAACCGAAAGUUCAGCAUCUAAGAAGGAUGCGGCUGCAACAGCCCAGAAAGAGAAAGAAGACAAGGAGAAGGAUCUUUCUACCUGUCAAUCGGUGGCUGUCCUCGGAAUCGCUCUGAUUGCAAUGGGAGAAGAAAUCGGUUCCGAAAUGGCUUUCCGAUCCUUCGGAAACCUCCUGCGCUAUUGCGAACCGUGCAUUAGACGAGCUGUUCCUCUAGCUCUCGGAUUGAUUUCCGUGUCAAACCCUAAGCUCAACAUCCUCGAUACCCUGAGCAAAUUCUCGCACGACAGUGAUGCGGAAGUAGCUCACAAUGCUAUCUUCGCCAUGGGCUUGGUAGGUGCCGGAACCAACAACGCCCGACUAGCGGCCAUGUUACGCCAGUUGGCUCAAUACCACGCUAAGGAUCCGAACAAUCUGUUCAUGGUUCGCAUUGCCCAAGGUUUGACCCAUUUGGGCAAGGGUACGUUGACUCUCAGUCCGUAUCACAGCGAUCGGCAGCUCAUGAGCCCGGUAGCCGUGGCUGGUCUCAUGGCCACGUUGGUAUCUUUCUUGGAUGUAAAGAACAUCAUCUUGGGCAAAUCACACUACUUGCUGUACACAUUGGCAACGGCCAUGCAGCCAAGAAUGUUGAUUACGUUUACCGAAGAUUUGAGCCCCUGCCCUGUGCCGGUUCGCGUCGGAAUGGCUGUCGAUGUAGUUGGUCAGGCCGGCAAACCGAAAACAAUCACCGGUUUCCAGACGCACACAACACCAGUUUUACUGGCCAUGGGCGAACGAGCCGAACUGGCCACCGAAGAGUACGUCUCACUCACACCCGUUAUGGAAGGUUUCUGUAUUCUAAGAAAAAAUCCCAACUAUGUUCCAUAAAGUGGUCAUCAUUCGAUGCUGACGGAAUGUUGGAGAUUCAUUUAAGACUAAGAAACUGAAACAAUUUGAAUGAUUCAAUAAAACUACUUAUUGCUAAUUUAGAUUAUACAAUUAUCAUAUAUUUGAUGUCUCACAGCAAGUAUUUCAAUAAAAAAAAAUAAAUAAAACAGCGAUUCAA